Brettanomyces nanus is the source of this 687-nucleotide messenger RNA. It is a transcript of the gene SOD2, whose product is annotated as Superoxide dismutase [Mn], mitochondrial. Bases 1 to 687 code for a protein of 228 amino acids. NCBI's taxonomy places the organism in Eukaryota, Fungi, Ascomycota, Pichiomycetes, Pichiales, Pichiaceae. Gene Ontology annotation, molecular function: superoxide dismutase activity; metal ion binding. The transcript has a single exon. Gene Ontology annotation, biological process: superoxide metabolic process. The record is from RefSeq and is a predicted model, not a curated record. Gene Ontology annotation, cellular component: mitochondrion.
AUGUCUCUCUUAAGAACUGUUAUCAGAUCUACCAUUCCUCAAGGUUCCAAAGCUCUAUCAACGGGUGCCAUUAGAACCGAGUUCACUCAAGUCAGCUUGCCUGCUUUGAAGUGGGAUUUCGGUGAAUUGGAACCGUUCAUAUCCGGUAGAAUCAAUGAAUUGCACUACACUAAGCACCAUCAAACUUAUGUGAAUGGUUUCAACAAAGCUGUUGAACAGCAGGCCGAGGCCUUGGCAAAAGGCGACAUUUCCAAAGUGCUUGCUUUACAGCAAAACGUCAAGUUCCAUGGUGGCGGCUAUAAGAACCACUGCCUCUUCUGGGAUAAUCUUUCUCCAACAAAGAAUGGGGGUGGAGAGCUUCCUGCUUCUUCGUCUGGUUUGUAUAAGAAAGUCAUUGACGAAUACGGUUCUUUCGACAACUUGAUCAAGGAUACAAACGCCAAGUUAGCCGGCGUCCAAGGUUCUGGUUGGGCAUUCAUUGUCAAGAACAAAGAGAAUGGUGCAGUAGAAGUUGUGCAAAGAUACAACCAAGAUACUGUUUCUGGAAACUUGGUUCCUUUGUUGGCCCUUGACGCUUGGGAACAUGCUUACUACUUGCAGUACCAGAACAGAAAGGCAGAUUACUUCAAGGCCAUAUGGAAUGUGAUUAAUUGGGCUGAAGCAUCCAAGAGAUUCGACCAGGCUUGA